AUUUCACAAUAUACGUAUCUAGUUACCGUUUAUAACGGUUAUGUGGUUCACUUUUUUACCAUUAUCUAUGGUGUCCUCAGACGAAAGAAAGUGAGACGUUUCAUAAUACAAAUAGAAAAUUGUAUUCGAACUAUGCAUCAAUUGAAUAUACCGAUGAAUUUGUCUAAGUAUUUUUUACAGCAAUGUUAUAUAAUGUUAUUCUUGGUUUUCAUCUUAAUAACUAUGAUAAUCGUCAAUUACGAUUGGUUAGUAUCACUCAAAGUUAACCAUUGGACAAUUUUUCUUUUCUUUUUCCUCAUAAAUUAUCCUGUCAUCAUAUGGUUAUUAACCGAUUUAACUUUCAUAUUUUGGAUGAGGCAAGUAAAAAGUUUGUUAUUUAUCAUAAAAAAGUUAAUAUUUAAGAAUUUCUAACGAUACUUAAAUCAAAAACAGGAAUAUACAGAUAAAAUUCAGUCAAUUGAACGAAAUGCUGAAAAACAUGCUUACAACUACCAUCGAUUCCCCACAACAUAAAAGAAUUCUUCGGAUAAGGAAUAACAGGAAGAACAAUUCUCCGUCAUCUGAUAUUCAUCGAACGGAUAAAUCGAACGAAGAUGUUAUCACUAUUAAAAAAUCCAAGGAGAUACAUUUGGAAUUAAUAAAGUGUGCUCGGAAGAUAAACGAUGCGUACGGUUUACAUAUUUUAUUAUCCAUAUUAAUAAAUAUUUUGGAUGUCUUACUUUGCGUUCAAGAUCAUCAUUGUAAGCCACGUAUGUGCAGGAACUGUCACAGAGUAUGUCAUAUUUCUUUACAUGCGACAAACAUUGGAGAUAUUCUUUGUGAAUUGUACGAACCAUCAACUAGCAAUGAAUUUUGUGCUGAGAUCCGUGACUUUACUCUACAACUUAUUCAAAAUCCACUGUCAUUUACAAUCUGUGGCUUUUUUGAUCUGGACUAUACAUUGAUACGUAAUGUGAUCGCUACCGUCACAACUUACCUCGUUAUUCUCAUUCAAAUUGGAAACGUGCCAAUAGAAUUUUUCUUUGAAAAUAUAGCGUUAUCUACUAAUAAUUCGGGAAAAAUUUAUGAUUAA
Vespula vulgaris is the source of this 1072-nucleotide messenger RNA. RefSeq lists its product as uncharacterized. The transcript has 7 exons. Gene Ontology annotation, cellular component: axon; dendrite; neuronal cell body. The coding region runs from base 467 to 1072 and encodes 201 amino acids. The record is from RefSeq and is a predicted model, not a curated record. Gene Ontology annotation, biological process: sensory perception of taste. NCBI's taxonomy places the organism in Eukaryota, Metazoa, Arthropoda, Insecta, Hymenoptera, Vespidae.